AUGACCAGCCAAGAAGAGGGUAUCAAGCUCUUCGGAGCAACAAUUACGUUGCAUGAUAGACAAGAAAAUAAUACAGAAGAUGAAAACAAAGAAAAUCCAACCAUUGACAAGAAGCCAGAGAAGAUCAUACCUUGCCCUAGAUGUAAGAGCAUGGAGACCAAGUUUUGUUACUUCAACAACUACAACGUUAACCAGCCAAGACAUUUCUGUAGAGGCUGCCAGAGGUACUGGACGGCAGGUGGGGCCUUACGAAAUGUUCCUGUUGGUGCCGGCCGGCGGAAAACUAAGCCAACUGGGCGGGGUGGUCUUGGUGGGUACUCAGAAGGGUCCUUGUAUGAUGGCUCUGGUGGGGCUCACCAAUUUGAACUAGAUGGGUUGGUUUUGGAGGAGUGGCACUUGGCAGCCACCCGUGGCAGUUUCAGUCAUGUUUUCCCCGUGAAGCGGCGGAGGAGCAGUGCCUCAGGUGGUCAAACUUGUUGA
This is a messenger RNA of Dovyalis caffra, 480 nucleotides long. The record is from the annotation of a GenBank genome assembly. NCBI's taxonomy places the organism in Eukaryota, Viridiplantae, Streptophyta, Magnoliopsida, Malpighiales, Salicaceae.